This is a messenger RNA of Portunus trituberculatus (swimming crab), 4446 nucleotides long. RefSeq lists its product as uncharacterized. Gene Ontology annotation, cellular component: plasma membrane; cytoplasm. Bases 92 to 2233 code for a protein of 713 amino acids. NCBI's taxonomy places the organism in Eukaryota, Metazoa, Arthropoda, Malacostraca, Decapoda, Portunidae. The transcript has 13 exons. The record is from RefSeq and is a predicted model, not a curated record. Gene Ontology annotation, molecular function: phospholipid binding; protein binding.
AAGAAAAGCUAAGGCAGCAAUACGUCAGUGGUGUGUGUGUGCUCAGGGUUUGUGCAAGGCGGCGGGCAUCGAGGACUCCCUCCCCCUGCCCAUGAUGCAGGCGGUGGAGAUUGAGGAGGUGGAGGUGGAGAACACCCCCAUCCCGAAGCGACGCUCCUCCCACGCCUCCCGCGAAUCCCCGCCUUCUUCCCCACAUUCCCCGUGCCCUCCAUCCCCGGUGUCUCCCUGUCCGCCAUCACCGUCCACUCCGACCUCGCCGACGUCUGACGGAGGGCAGGAGGACAGCACCGCCAGCACCGCCUCGGGACAUGGGGGGCGCCGCCUCCCCAACAUUAAGAUCAAGAAGCAGUACAGCAAGAUAUUUCGCAUUAAGACUAAGAUCCUGCAGAACUUGGGCAAAGCAGACCGCACAAUAGACGAUGUGUUCGAUGAGUAUGAUGCCAACUUCACCCGUCAACAGACCAACGCUAAUCGCCUGCAUAAGGAAGUGUCCAACUACCUGCGCUGCUGCCGAGCACUGCAUGGGGCUAGCAAGGGGCUGUACGAGACCCUGAUAGAGGUGUACGAGCCAGAGUGGGUGGGACAUGAAUUGCUUUAUGCCCAGGCCCAGAACUCUGACAUGCUAUGGACUGACUUUUGCCACAAGCUGCAGGACCAGACCCUCACCCCACUCACUGCCUACCAGCAGCAGUUCCCAGAGUUGAGGAAAAAGAUUGACAAGCGAGGUCGUAAACUAGUAGACUAUGACAGUCAGCGGCACCAGCUGGAGAACCUGCAGCGAGCCAGCCGGAGAGAUGAAUACAAGAUUGCCAGGGCACGUGAUGCCUUGGAGACAGCACGCACCACAUAUGAGGUCCUCAACAAGGAGCUGUAUGAAGAACUUCCUGCUCUCUAUGACCAGAGGAUUCCCAAUGUUGCCUCCCACCUGCAGACCCUUUAUGCUGCUGAGGCCACAGUCAUGGCAGAGUUUAGUAAGGUUGCCAAAGAGGUAGAGGCCAUUGCAGACAAGCUAACAAAGGAAUGUGCCAAGGGAACAUACAAAGUGAAACGGACAGCUGCUCCACGCCCGCUGUCUUCUGUGGAGGCGUCCUCACCACAGAACACAACCAAUUCCCCAUCCAUGUGGUAUGACGAGGCCCCCAAAGAGGAGGGCAGCAACUCCCAUGAGGUGUUGGAGUGCAGUGAAGGCACACUUGAGAUUACCAGCCCAGAGGAGGCUCCAUGUUCCUCAGUCACCUUGGAAGCUCAGGAAACCUAUAAACCCAUCAACGACUCUGACCAGAUGACUGCACCCACUGUUGAGUCCCCCGGCACUGAUGUCCCAGAUCUCCCUCCUAGCGACUCCCAGCCUGAGAGUGACAACCGGCCAACCAUUUCUGCCCCUGUGGCCCAGAACAAGGAGGAAACAGGCCGGCCUUAUGAAGAGAUAGAAUUUGAGGACAAGAAGGUGAAUGGCAAUGUGUCGCAGCCCGCUCGCACCUUUCAGCAUGCCAUUACUGACUUCACUCACUGUCAAGCUAAGUGGUCACUACAAAACCCCAGAACCUUCUACCACCAGUUGGAGAUUGAUAGGCAUGGGCUACUCUGUGGAGGGGUGGUGUUAGGGACAGGCAGAGAGGAGAUUCCUCCCACCAGUAUGGCUCACUCUGUCUCCUCAGCAGCUGGCCCUGCACUCAGUAACGGCCCCUCCUUCACAUCUCCCUUGGAGGAACCAGAGACAAAAGUGGAUGAGAUCUAUGACGUACCUGUGGGUAAGUGCCAGCAAAGCUCACUUGGGCACCCCAAAAGACACCACCACAGCCACCCUGUUCUCUUUCAUUCCAGUGUUGGUGCUCAAGAAAAUAUUUGCUGCUUGCCUCUGCAUGGAAUCAUUUUACUGUGUGUAUUUCUUCCUUUAUGUUUUUGGGAUGGCUGUUGUAAUGGAUAUUGGGUUGGUUGCCUGCUUGUAGUGAUGAGGCAGUCUAGAGGAGGUGUGAUCAGGUGCAGCAACACCAAAGGACUCCUAGAAAGGGCCACCACAGAAGGUCUGCCACCGGGUGUCCUGUACCGAGUGCGUGCUACAUACAAGUACACUCGCGAGGAUGUGGAUGAAAUCAGCUUUGAGGUUGGGGAGAUCAUCAAUGUGGUGGAGUAUGAAGAUCCUGAGGAGCAGGAGGAAGGCUGGCUGACUGGUGUUAAAGAAAGCACCAACGAGAAGGGUCUUUUCCCAGCCAACUUCACCCGUCCUAUGUAAGGCACGACAGCUACCACUCAGGCACCUUCCACCUCAUGGAAGAUGAAGACUCCCUCACAUCUCACAUAAUUCUUACUCUUGUUAUUAAUACUGAUUUUUCCAAUACUACUCUUUCAUCAUAAUGUGCCACCUGGUUGGCAGGGAAUUCUACUUGAUUAAUGGAAUUUAAACUGAGCACUUAGAAAGUGCACUUAUCAGUUUCAAGUUCCAGUACAUUUGUUUAUGGUUUGUGAUGAUCCAUAUUUGGAUCAGUGCCAAACCCUUGUUAGUUUUGUGUUGUGAGAUUCUCUCCCUCCCUCAUCUGUCUUCUUUAAUGUAGUGUACAUUUUAUAACCAUUAAUACCUACUCCUUCCCAAAAUGUAUGUGCUUACCACUGCUACUGCUAAUUUAAUGUGUUGUAAGAGAAAACAAGAAAAUUAUUUACACUGCCCUUAAAAAGAAAAAGUUAGAUAGGGUCACCUGUAGAAAUCCACAGGAACUUCUAAGUUUGGUGUCAGAAUGGCAUCAUGUGUCACUGUUAGCAGCAGUAGCAUUGCUGUGUGGUGGAUAGACAAGCAGCAGUCAUCUUUAUGAUGGUUUCACUGAGGCUUGUUAUAUGCCAUUGGCCUACUGGCAUCCCACAAGACCCCAUAAUGAUGGUGUGUCUAGGAUAGAACUUUCCCUCAUGGAGUAAGAAACCUAUGCAGCUUUACAUAGUAAGAACCUGAGAACUGUCUCUGCACUGGAGCUGCUGUCUUUUAGUAGGUGUGUAGAGAUCCCUAAUUAUUGCCUUUUUUUUUUUUUUUUUUUUUCAUUUUUUUAUUUAUUGAUAAUUUAGUUCUAAGAUAAUUGUUAUGUUUCUGAAUGUUUAUUAUAUGAUCUGAUAUUUCAAUACUCCUUAUUUUAACUGAAAAUGUAAUAUUUGUAGUAUUAUUUGCAAUUGAAACUUUAUAUUGGCUUGGUAAGCAUUGUAAUCUUAGAAAAGAUUACCAAGAAUUACCAGGUCAAAAGACUGUCAUAAUGAAUGCACUACUUUGUUUUGCCUGACACAGCUGUUUGAGAACCUCAUAUUUUGCACACCAAAAUAAAAUAAAAUUUACUCUUGACCCUUCAUAUGUAUAGAAAAAAACAAACAAACAAACAAACAUAAUUUUUUUGUUUCUUUUCAGGUGCAUGCAAUAAGUUUCCUUGAUUAAGAAUAUAUUCUAGUUUAGUUUAGUUUCUGAGGUUAUCUUGCACCUUGUGUGCCAUGAAGUGCACUGGUUAACAGUCCAGCAGUCAGUGCAGUGGGUGUGGUAGUUUCCCUCAGAUAUCUACCACAUUUGUCUACAGCAACUUAAGUAAUGUUGUGUAAAUAAUGCUCUUGAAUAUAAGGAGACCAUUGUAAAUAGUUAUUCAGAUGUAAAUAAAAUAUAAGGCAGAGUCUGUCAUGUAAAGAUGGUCUCAGAAUUAUGUAUAUAAUAGAAGUUAUGAUGAAGGAAAUCUUGUUAUUUACUUCAUACAAAUGAUAAGUGGAGUCUUGAGGCUCCAGGAAUACCUGGUCAUUGUACUGAAAUUAUUAAAUUUAGAAAAAUUUCUGCAGACAGUGACUGAAUGAUCAUUAGGUCUCCAGAGUUGGACAUACAGAUGUGCCAUGUACCAAAACAGGUACUUAAUUAGCUACUAAUAUUACUUUAUGUAAUCUGUUUUAACCCACUAGUGUCACCCUUGGUGUCAUGUUGCUCACCCUUCCAUUUUUGUCUUGUUAAGGAGCUUUAGAAUUAUGAACAUGAAAGUCCUUGUCCUUUUCCAGUUGCAGAAGUUUUUAGUAACUCAAAAAAUAUGGUGCCUUGAUGCAGUUUGCCUUGUAUAGAUAGAUCAUUUGAUAUGAGAUUUUACUAAUGAAUCAUGUCAACCUUGCCCGGCUCAUGAAGGGUGCAGCGUGGCCAUGCGACUGUUACCCUGGUGUGGGAGCUGUGAGGGGCCAGCGUGCUGGAGGGGCACAUACAUAGUGAAUGCUCAGCAGAGAUUUUCUUUGUCAGCAAAGUGUUGUACAAAGCUGCUUCAAAUUUUAUUUGAUCAGUUUUGAUUCAUCACAAAGUAUGAUUUAUACAUGGUUAUAACAUGAAGUGUUUGGCAGAGCUGCUCUGCCUGUGCUCCCAUCUUGACUUGCAGUCAGGAACCAAGUAUGAAUGGUCAUUUAUUCUUACUAUUUUUACUUGUAACAUCAGUGCUAAUAAAAUAAUGGAGCCUG